Dicentrarchus labrax (European seabass) is the source of this 6154-nucleotide messenger RNA. It is a transcript of the gene frmpd4, whose product is annotated as FERM and PDZ domain containing 4. The coding region runs from base 584 to 5629 and encodes 1681 amino acids. Gene Ontology annotation, cellular component: cytoskeleton. Gene Ontology annotation, molecular function: protein binding. The transcript is spliced from 17 exons. The record is from RefSeq and is a predicted model, not a curated record. Lineage: Eukaryota; Metazoa; Chordata; Actinopteri; Moronidae.
UCAAACACGCCACAUGGUUGAGGAUUGAUGAGGGCCAGCCUUUGGGGAAUUCUCGGAAGCUGGCCGCAUCCUUUAGUAGUAAUUCUUGUGGCCCUUGCUACCAUACAACAUUCUCUCACAUUCCUCUCUCUUCCUCUCUCAUCUCCCACCACCACCACCACCACUGCCACCGCCACCCCCUUCCCUCCCUCUCUCCCUCUGCCCCUGGCUCUGGCUCUCUCUGCCUCUCUCCAAAGCUGUUGUUACUGUGCGGCUCCCGCACAUCAUUCCACCGCGAUGGAAAUUAAAUGAAGGUGGCUUAACGCAGCUAACAGAGGCAUGCUUUGAAGGAUGUAACCGGGGGAAGCUGCUCUGCCAGAUCCUUUUCCAUGGGCUGUGGAUUUGCGCUGCUGAGGCGAGGACACAGCAAUCACUCAGCCAUGCAGAAGCCCAGACAACAGGACUAAUCUCUCCACCUGACUUGUGGAAGCUCCACUUUUUUUUCUAAAUUAUUUAUUCCUCGCUGCCAAAGACAGUGUGGGACAAUGGAGCCGGAGUGAAGUAGAUGAUAAAUUUGUAGCCUUGACUGCAGUCUGCAGCACACAUGGAUGUGUUCAGCUUUGUGAAGAUGCCAAAGCUGUCAGGCCCCAGGACCAAAUCCUCAGGCUGGCCGCCCCCGUCAGGGACCUGGAGUUCUUCGCAGGGACCCCCCAAUGGAUGGGACAUGGGCAGCAAUAGAGAGGGGCGUGACUGCUACAUCAACCACGUCUCCCAGAGCAGCUCCCUGGAGGAGGUUCGUCUGGACGGAGACAAGUUUGUGCCACCAGCUCCCCGGAAGGUGGAGAUGAGACGAGACCCAGUGCUUGGCUUUGGAUUUGUGGCAGGCAGUGAGAAACCCGUGGUGGUCCGCUCAGUUACACCAGGGGGUCCAUCAGAAGGCAAGCUGAUCCCAGGGGACGAGAUCAUCAUGAUUAAUGAUGAGCCAGUCAGUUCAGCACCCAGAGAGAGGGUUAUUGACCUUGUCAGGUAUGACCACACACUAAGGAGCUGCAAGGAGUCUAUAUUGUUGACCGUCGUUCAGCCGUAUCCAUCGCCCAAAUCGGCAUUCAUCAGCGCAGCCAAAAAGGCCAAGUUAAAGACUAAUCCUGUUAAAGUCCGCUUCGCUGAAGAGGUCAUCAUCAAUGGCCAGGUCCCCGAAACGGUGAAGGACAACUCCCUUCUUUUUAUGCCAAAUGUUCUGAAGGUGUACCUGGAGAACGGGCAGACUAAAUCAUUUAAAUUUGACAGCAACACAUCCAUUAAGGAUGUGAUCUUGACCCUGCAAGAAAAGCUAUCCAUUAAGAGCAUUGAGCACUUCUCUCUGAUGCUGGAGCAAAGAGCUGAGGGAUCUGCCAGCAAACUCAUGCUCCUGCAUGAGCAGGAGAUGCUAACUCAGGUGACACAGAGGCCAGGGUCACACAAGAUGAAGUGCUUUUUUCGCAUCACUUUUGUCCCAAAGGAUCCCGUGGACCUGCUUAGGAGAGACGCAGUAGCAUUUGAGUACCUCUAUGUUCAGAGCUGUAAUGAUGUGGUAUUGGAGAGAUUUGGGUCAGAGCUGAAAUACGACACGGCCCUCCAUCUGGCUGCCCUGCAAAUGUAUAUUCUAACCAUCAAUACCAAACAGUCCCAGAAAGUUUCCCUCAAGUAUAUUGAGAAGGAGUGGGGUCUGGCACUGUUCCUGCCUCCUGCUGUGCUGUCUAGCAUGAAAGAGAAGAACAUCAAAAAAGCCCUUACUCACAUUCUCAAAACCAACCAGAACCUGGUGCCGCCUGGUAAAAAGCUGACCGCCUUGCAGGCAAAGGUCCAUUAUCUUAAGUAUCUCAGUGACUUGAGGCUGUACGGAGGACGGGUGUUUAAAUCCACACUAAUUCAAGGCGAGAAGCACACAGAGGUGACGUUGCUGGUGGGGCCGAAAUAUGGCAUCAGUCAUGUGAUUAACACCAAAACCAACCUGGUGGCACUUCUGGCAGACUUCAGUCAUGUCAACCGCAUUGAGAUGUAUACAGAAGAUGAGAACAGAGUUAGAGUUGAACUACAUGUCAUGGACGUCAAGCCCAUCACUCUCUUAAUGGAGUCUGUUGAUGCCAUGAAUCUGGCCUGUCUGACUGCUGGCUACUACAGAUUACUGGUGGACUCUAGGCGCUCCAUCUUCAAUGUGGCCAAAAACACAGACAGUAUGGAAACAAGCCAUGCUGCGAGAGUAAAGCAGAACUACCAGGCCAUUGAGUGUACAUACAGCACACCGCAUAAAGGAUGUGAAGACAGAAACCAUCAGAGGUGCAGCCAAGAUUAUUCUGACCAGGAGUGUGAAUACCUCGACCACGGGAGAUGUGAAGGCCAACCAGUGUACAUAACCGAGAUCCACCAACCCCAGCACUCGAUGCACAUGGCAGAAAGAGUGGAGUGCUGCAGAAUCCCUUGCUCCCAAAUGUAUUCCAACGUACCAAGGCCCAAACCUCAAGACUCCUCCAGGAGUGCAAAGGUCUCCUUCAUAUUUGGAGAUCCACCCUUAGACAGUAUAAACCCCCAAAAUCUGGGCUACCAAAGACUGAUGGAUGAAGGCCCAGAGAUUCUAGACAAUCACAGCCACAUGUAUAGGCGUCUGGAGGAGGACUUUAAGAUGAUGGAUGCCAUAGAAGACGGGGACGGUUAUCAGUACUCCACCAAAAUCUUUGGUCCUACCGAAUGCAUCGAGGAGCCGCUGCUGCACGAUAUCUGCUACGCCGAGACAACAGAUGACGCAGAGGAUGAGGAUGACAUCAGCUGUGAGGAGGACAUGGUGAUGAGUGACAUUGACAAGCCUAUGUUUCUCUCGCUCUCAGGGUCCAGCGAUGACAUCAUUGACUUGACCUCCCUCCCUCCCCCACCGGAGGGUAAUGACGAGGAGGACAAUGACGUACUGCUGCACUCUCUUAACCUGGCCAUCGCUGCUCCUCCUCCCGGCUUCAGGGACAGCUCCGACGAGGAGGAGCAGCAGGGGGCCGGGACUCGGGCCCAGGGGGCCUGCAAUGAUAUCCCAGUGUCUCUCAUAGAUUCAGUGCCCACACACAGAGCAGAGGGCCACGGGGAGCCUCUAAACGAUGCAGUGGUGUCCACCUUACAGGCACUCGAGGCCCUCGCUGCAUCUGAGGAACAGAGUCCAGCACAGUCCGAGAGUAGCACAGGUGUAGAAAUAUCACGAGCAUUUAGUCCAGAGUCCUCAGAUUCUGGCAACGAGACAAAUUCCUCUGAGAUGACUGAGAGUUCCGAGCUGGCCACUGCUCAGAGACACUCAGAGAACCACCUGAGGAUGCAUGUAGCCAUGGCAGAAGGCUACCACGCCGUGAAUGAGGAAAAGACAGAGGUCACUGCGCCUAGCGACGGUGGCGCAGCAGCUAUGCAGUACAAUCCCCAGGAGCGUCAAGAGGAGGAGGCGAAAUCAUCUGCCGUCACCUCAUCCCAGAUUUUUCACUCAGAUGGUGGUGAGAUGGAGCCAGAGACAAUGGAAAUAAAAUCCGUCAGUGAAUACUUCACUAAGAUGCACAUGGGCUCAGUAAUGAGCAGGCAGAGAGGAAAGCAGAGGGAGGCAGAGAGCAGAAUCCAAGCAGAUACCUGUGAAUCCUCUGAUAGAUCUCACGUUACUCAAGACUCAGCUAAAGAGGAGCCCCCUCAUCUCGUUGGGAAGUAUAAUGCUUUCACUGUGAGAGAUUCCUAUUAUAUGAAUCAACUUGAUCUGGGGCGAACUCACUUUAAAGACAGACAUCAAAUAUGGCAGCAGAGAGUGCCUGGAAACAAAAUGGCAGAAAAUCUCUCUCCAGAAUGUGGGAAUGACUCACUGGCUUCCCACGCAAACAGGUUGACAGUAAAGGGAGAAAAACAGGACUCAGAUGAAAGAAGCCAACACUUAAAUGCCCAUCUCAGCUCCCCGGCGAAAGGGCCCGUCCCUACAGAGGGAGAUUCCACUUCACAGGAUAAUGAGCAGCAGCAAAUGAAGAUUGCGCCGUCCGAGCAAGACGUCACGAGGUUGUACGAAUACCAUGUGAGCAAGCGCAUGUCGUCGAUACAGAGUGAAGGCGUUCACUCUCUCCAAAGCUCACAGUGUUCUUCUAUAGAUGCCGGUUGUAGCACAGGCAGCAGCAGCUGUGUCACUCCCAUGGAUUCUCCCCUUUGUGCCACAGACAAUAUGCAUGUACUGUCAGAGUCCUCACUCAAGGGGCUGAGUUAUGUAACUGCUGAGGAGAGAGCUUACGGACCCCCAGGUCAGGGGAAGGUUGGCCAUCCCAUGGACCCCACCCUGCUGAGGAAGAUCCAUGCAGCAACCAGUGCUGAGCCUGGGUUUGGGAUUACACGGGACGGUAGUCACAGAAUGCCCAAGAUAAAAGAAACCACAGCUUGCACACAGCGGAAGAAGGUUGGGGAAGAGUCAUCUUUAGCUCUCUGUAAUGAGACCAGUACCACCACCACAACCAUGUCACCAUCAUCAUUAAGAAGUAGCACAGAGCCCAGUGGGCUAACACAGGCCAGCCCCGAGUCCGACCCACACGCCCUGGCUUUCUCCUCAAGCAGAUCUUCAUGCGACCCAACAACAGGCAGCCUCAGGAAGCCACGCAGGGUUCGGAUGCUCAGGAGGAGCUGGAGCACCAUAAUGCCAGGUUCCAGGAGCUUAGAAGCACUGUUAGAUAAGACCAAAGCCACACUUACAGGGAAGAGUCGUGGUCAGAAUUUCCAGUCUCAAGAUCCCCCAAAAGUUCAGAGGAUAUUCUCUCCCAAAACCUUGCCCAAGAGCUUUUCCCAGGGUUCAGUUGCGUCUAACUCAUCUGGUAGAAGGCUGCUAACAGGAGCCUCCCUCUUGCUGCCAGAGUCAACAGCACCAAGGCUGGAUGCAGGUACAUGGAGGUGCCGUGGACCAUUCAGUCACUGCUUCCUGCGGAGAAAGACAAAUGCUGAUGGUGAUGAUAAAGACAGAGAGAUGCCCUCACGUGCUCUGUUCUCUGUCAGCUCGGUUUCUUUCAGUCGCAAAGACAACGCAAUCAUGAAAGCUGACUAUGAAGCCGGGCGGAGUAACAUGGCCACGGCUAUGAAUGACAUGAGCCUCAAAGCAAGGCUAGCUCGUGUAAAUUCCAUGAAGGGAAAAACCUACAGCCUUCACACAGGGUUCGCACUUGCACGGAAGGAUGCCUUAGAGAUGGUCGGCGUGUUGCGUUCCAGCGUCGGCUGCUUGUGCAGAAGCGGGAAGCCUGAGGUCAACAAGGAUGACCUGGAUUCAUUCUCCCAGCUGCUUUUCAUGCAGGCCAAAGUGCUGAGCGGCGCCUGCAGUCAGAUGGCUGUGGAGUACAGCAGCCCAGAGGAGUUACUGCUCACUCUGACACACAGCUUUCACACACUCUGCUGCCUGACGCAAGCCUGCAUGUCACUUGUGGAAGGCCUGAGCACCGAGAGCGAGCGGCGCAAGGUGGUAGCCAAGGUGGACGAGGUUGUCAUGAACUACGUGUGUCUGCUGAAAGCUGCUGAGUUGGCUUCGGGAAGCUCCCCCAGUGACCAAAGUGUGAAUGCAUUGACACAUCACUCUGCCACCAUGUCUGCUAUUAUAAACACACUAACUCACUCACUGACAACACUGCUCAACAAAUAAACUGUUGUUAUUUUGUCCUGAUUAUUGAUUUAAAGCCAUACAUAAGAGACAUAGGUUUUACGACCAAUGUGAACUGCUGUGAAAGAAAAAAUACUUGCCUUGUGUAUACAAUAUUUUAUUAUGUAAAGUAAAAGUAAAAUUAUAUGAAACAUUACAGUUUUAAAUAGAAUAUAUAAAGAAGCAUAUGACCCUCCUCUCAAGUAUAUUAUCUAAUAUUACAUAAUAGGGAUUCUUUUAAUGAUUUAUUGGUUAUAUUAGGGGCAUAACAUGUAGAUUAUUACAACCUUAUUAGUACCUUGUUUAUAAAUUGUAAAACUAUAUAUUAUGUUGGAUAAAUGCAUUGCAUACACUAUAUACAGCUCUAGACAAGUCAUUGCACAGGAUAAGACAUGAUCAAAUAAAAGUAACGCAUAUGACUUUUUCAUCUGCUGGAUUCACGUUAAUUUAAAGAAUACUUCACACAUGAACACUGAGUACUUUCCUGUUAUUUUUUGUCAUCAUUAAAAAGAUUAAAACUUUUAAAAA